Messenger RNA from Seminavis robusta, 466 nucleotides. Lineage: Eukaryota; Bacillariophyta; Bacillariophyceae; Naviculales; Naviculaceae. The record is from the annotation of a GenBank genome assembly.
ACUACUAUCAGUCAAAGAUGAGCAACCAGGAAACCAUCAACGGACGUCCUCGUCGGUACCGUUUUGAGACUGAAGAAGAGCUGUCGGAGGAAUUGAACGCCAUGAUCACGCAAGUUUUCGCUGAGAAAAGCAAGCUUCCCGCCUACAAACGCAUGCCGAAAGCGGCGCAAGAUAGCCUCGCGGAAGCCUUGUUUGCGUACAAGGAAGAUGUGUUGGAUUACUUGAUGGGACUGUCGGAUUUUGGCACCAUUCGCCCGGAAGAUGUCCAGCGAAUGUUUCAGGUGCUCGGGAACAAGUGGCGGAACAAGAGGGUCUACAAGAGGAAGAGCAAGAGGAACUAAGAAGCACAAUGCUAUGGUAUGGUAUUCACUGUUUGUUUGUGGAUUUGGAAAACAAGUCACUGUUGAAGGGAGCAUCUUACAUGUAGCUAGCUAGUAACAAACCUACUACUAGUACUAGUUUAUGG